CUUCUCGUAAAGGAAAAGGAAGCAAUUAUCUAUGCUUCCAUAAUUUCCGUUUCUAGGCUUUCUAAAUGGUUUCUUCAGAAACUACCAAAAAGGGUCUUCUGUAAGUUAUUGUAUUUCUAAGAUAACAAACUCAUCCCGCACAAUAAAAAAAAGGUUCCAUCCUUUUGUGAAAGUCAGCAGAAAAAAGAACAACAAGUGAACCGAGUGCGAGACUCAGUGCAACAGUGCCCUAUUUUCCAUUGCUGUUUCUUUCAGGAGCCAUAAAGGCUUUUAUGGAAAUGGCAAUUGUUAUUGCUAUCCAACAGGAGGAAUCAGGCAUGGAUCCGACAGAUGUUCGGAUCAAGAAGAAUGAAAAUAUCUUCUUCAGUUGGCAUCAAGUGCCAUUCGUUAACGGAUGAUCUGUUGGGCCUGAAAUUUCGGCGGUAGUCUUUGGUGAGUGUUGUUAGCUUAUAUUAAUUUUUUCAAAUUUUUUGGUCGUUAAAUUAACAAUUUUCGUCUCGAACGACGCAGCGUCGUAACAACUUCCUGUCGAACAAAAUCGUUGGAAGUUGAUGGGUCUCCUGGAGUUGGUGGCCUCAAACAUUGUUUCGCAAAUCGUCUACUGGUCAGUGACUUCGUGCUAUUGUGGAUCUUCAAAUUUUUCAAAGGAAAACUCCAACAAGUGAAAGAUGGCGUUCCUGAGGAUCCUGGUGUUGCUGGUCGUUGGUGUUGCGGCUGCUGGGGUGGACUGUGGUCCCAAAGACUGAGUGUUCGUGUGUCGGGAAGUCUGCGGCAAGGAGGUGAGGGGCGCCGGCGGCUACAGGCGCCGUGUGACGUUCGUCGGGGCGACGCUGUUCUUGGACUGCGUCAGACAGGCGGAUCUCAAGGAGGUGAAGCUGCUGUCGCCGACGGUCUGCGUCGGGCGUCGGUCCUAGAUGGAUUGGGUAGUGACGCCGUGGAGGUGGUGCGAGGAGGUCGUGCCCCCCAAACCAGAGAUCUCGACGGCGGCAGUUCCGCCGGUGAUGAGCCUCGCCAGGUGGCGCCGACAGCCAAUUUGGCAGUCGUCCACGUGCCGGCGAGCAAAACGCCGUUUGUGGUUUGGGCGCCGCCUUCGACGCAGCAAAGCGUUGUGGUGGCCCAAGAGGUGCCACACAUCAUCAGGGCGCCAUCGUCGACACCGGAAGUGACGGUCAACAUCAAGCAUGGUGUUGCGCACGUCAAGGCAGACGUGGAUCCUUGGACGGCAAUGGUCCUAGUCUUCAUGGGCCUUGGGGGAGCUGGAGCCACGUCUCUGGCUGUCUUUUUGGUUUGGCUGGUCAAGUUCAUAAGGAACAAGUCAUCGUACAUGCGGGAGUUGGUGCGGAUGCUGAUGCCGGAGGAUCAGCAGGAUCCGGAAGCCCAACCAGUGGUGGAUCUGCUGGGGCUGGAAGAGAUGGAUAAACCCGUCGAGAACUUUGAGAAGGAGGAAAUGGUCCUUGAGGACACUAAUCCGUUUAAAGAGAUGUUGAACGCGUAAUAUGUAAAUAUCGCGUCAAAAAAAGAGAGUGCCAUUUUUCGUACCCACGUUUUUAUAUGGGUAAAAAGGCAAUAAGAGAAAUUGUAAAAAGAA
Messenger RNA from Notodromas monacha, 1588 nucleotides. NCBI's taxonomy places the organism in Eukaryota, Metazoa, Arthropoda, Ostracoda, Podocopida, Cyprididae. The record is from the annotation of a GenBank genome assembly.